This is a messenger RNA of Strongyloides ratti, 1986 nucleotides long. RefSeq names its product Protein arginine N-methyltransferase 7. The record is from RefSeq and is a predicted model, not a curated record. Gene Ontology annotation, biological process: peptidyl-arginine methylation. Gene Ontology annotation, molecular function: protein-arginine omega-N monomethyltransferase activity. Bases 1 to 1986 code for a protein of 661 amino acids. NCBI's taxonomy places the organism in Eukaryota, Metazoa, Nematoda, Chromadorea, Rhabditida, Strongyloididae. The transcript is spliced from 2 exons.
AUGAGUGACAAUAUAUUUAAAGAAGUAAUUAAUCAUUCAACUGGACAACGUGAAUGGAAAUUAGUUAAUGAGGAUAAUAUUGAUUUGGCAAAAGAAAUUGCAAUAACUGGAUUUGGUGAUAUGAUUUUAGAUAAAAAUAGAAAUGAUUUAUAUGAAAAAGGUUUAAUAGAUGCUAUUAAAAAAAAACAUGAAAAUAAUGAGGAGGCUAGAGUUGUUGAUAUUGGAUGUGGAACAGGAUUAUUAAGUUUAAUGGCUGCAAGAGCAGGAGCUGAUUCUAUAACUGCUUUUGAGGUUUUUAAACCUAUGGCUGAUAUUGCAAGAAAUAUUUUAAAUUCAUCUGAAUAUAAAGAUAAAAUUCAUUUAGUUACAACACGAUCAACUGAUGUUAAUCCUAAAGUUUUAGGAAAACUUGGAAAUAUUAUUGUAGCUGAAGUUUUUGAUACUGAACUUAUUGGUGAAGGUGCUUUAAAAACUUUUAAAGAAGCUCAUGGUAGUCUUGUAGAAAAAGGAUCUAAAGUUAUACCUUCAUCAGCUAAAGUAUAUGUCGUACCAUUUGAAUCAAGUAUAUUAAGAAGUUUUCAAACAAUUAAAUCUAAUAAAACAAUUAAAAAUCCAUUUGCUUUUUGUUCUGGAUAUCAAAAUGUAUUUGAUUGUCAAUUAAGUGAAAUGGAUAUUCCUGAUUUAAUAAUUCUUUCAGAACCUGUUGAAGUAGGAAAUUUUAAUUUUGAAGAUCCUGAUAAUUUAUUCUAUGAAGAAAUUAAUUAUAGAAGAUUUACAGUAACUAAAGAAGGUCAACAUAGAGUUGAUGGUUUUAUUUUUUGGUGGGAUAUUGAUAUGACUGGUGAUGGAAAUUGUAUUAUUUCUACAGUACCAAAAUUUAUUGAUAAAGAUAGAUAUGUAUGGAGAGAUCAUUGGAUGUCAGCUGUUUAUUAUCCUCCACAACAAUUGAUUGUUUCUGAAGGUGAUGCAGUAGAUUUUAUUUGUGCACAUGAUGAAUAUAGUUUUUGGUUUCAUCUAGGAAUAGCUAGUAUUGAUGCUCCAACUUGUGAUUGUGGAAUUCAUAUGUUAUUUUCACGAAACAGUAUUCAUAGAAUAAAUAAUUUACCUCAAGAUACAAAAUAUAUGGAUUGUUUAUACAAAAAUUGUGAAGGUAAAGAUGUUGUUUGUCUUAAUGAAGGUAGUUUUAUUGGAUUAUAUGCAGCUCAGACAGCUCGUAAUGUUACUAUAGUUGAAGAAAAUUCAACUUUUAGAAAAAUUUUGGAAAAAUUUAUUGAAUUUAAUGAAAUUAAAAAUAUAACUUUAAUUUCAAGUUUAUAUUAUGUUCGAGAAUUUUUUGAUUAUGUUAUUAGUGAACCAUUUUAUUUAACAGCAAUUUUACCAUGGGAACAUUUUAGAUAUUUGUAUGAUUUAGAUAGACUAUCUUGUGAAUAUGAUAUUGCACCAGAAAAUUUAUUCAUUAAAAAAGCUGAAUUAAAAUGUAUACCAUUAUAUGCAGAAAAUUUAUGGAAAAUUGGUGCUCCAGUUGGAACAGUAAGUGGUUUUGAUUUAACUGGCUUUGAUGACAUUACCCAGGCUGCCAGAAGAGCAACAAUCUCAAUUAUUGAAGCUCAUCCAUUAUGGGAAUAUACAAAUGUUGUUGCUGGUGAUGUUAUGUCACUUAUUGAAAUAAAUAUGACAGAUUCAUUAGAUGAAAUUAAAGAAUGGUUAUCAAAUUCAUGUUUUGUUCCAUUUACUAAUUCUAAAUGUAAUGUUGUGGCUUUUUGGAUUGAUUUUACCUUAGGUGAUGACUAUUUUAUUCAUACCACUGGUUUUGAAAAUUUUAAAGAUUCAAAUAAUACUAUACCUUCUUGGCGUAAAUCUUGUAAACAAGGAAUAUAUUUUGUAGAUCUCACAAAGAAAGAUAAAAUUAUUAAAGGUAUUAAUGUUGAUAUAUCUAUGAACGAAUACGGUGGAUUAGAUUUUAUUAUUCAAGAGCAAUUUGAUUAA